UGCUCCUUUGUGUACUCCCCAUACGGCCCCCUGCCCGACAACAGAAACACGCGCGUUGGAAAAAUACGUCCGGCUUUUUAAAUCGCCGAACUUUUUGACGGAAAUUCGCAGCCAUGGCACGGAGCUGUGGUGUGAGCCACUGCAGAAACAACAAGGUCAAGCACCCAAAUAAGCGAUUCUUCCGCAUCCCCCGCGUCAUCUCCCACCGCGGCACGCAGGACGAGCUUCUGACCACCCGCAGACGAAUGGCAUGGAUCACCGUUCUCACCCGCACAAGGAACGAUCUCACCCAAAAGAGGCUGGACAACACUGACAUUUGCGAGGAUCACUUCGUUUCAGGCAAACCGGCCCAUUUCAAAAAGGUCUGUGACGUGGAUUGGGCUCCGAGCGUCCGGCUUUUCAACAACCCUGACGACGAAAAGAAGACGUCGAUAAUUGGAGAGAAGCUGCUGACCCAGCUGGAGCAAAGGGUCAAGGCCCUGACGGAGAAUAACAAAGGUGUCGACUCUGAGGAAAAUGUAGACAAGGAGGAGGAGGACGAAAAUUAUUUGCGAGACACAGAGACAGACGAAGAAGGGCUGAAUUCCUCAGGAGACAAGGAAAUGCCCUUGGAGGAAAAGCACGAGAAUCAACUUGGUCUCGACAAAGAGGUCAUCAAGGAGAACAAGGAGGUGGUGCCGGACAGUACCUGCCCGGACCCGGAGGAGAACGACGAGAAUCGUCCUGAUGCUAUUAGCAAGAUGGAAGUGGAGAAGGUCGAAACCAACUCAGACAACACCUUCAAGGAACCGUUGCCCUUGAAGAAGCAAAAGAAGGUGGUGCAGACCAAGAAAAAGCAAAGCAGCAGGUCGUCCGAACGAAACAGAGUUUGGAGCAACUUCUUCAAAAACACAAUUUUCUGUUUGGACCUCGAGAUCACCAGCACGGUGGACUUCGACUGAAGAAUCAUUAGUUUUUAAUUUUCAUAAGAAUUUAUUGCGAAGACUGUGAGAAUAGAAAUUAAUGCAUUUCCCUCUGGUUGUUACAACAACUUGUCACGUUUCUUCCUUUUUUUUUACCUUUACUCUACAAUUACGUAACACUCAUCCAAGAGCAAUUUGUGAAUCUAUUAUAAAUAACAUAUUUCUGAAGAUGUUUAUAUAAAUAUUUGAUUUAUACAGUUCUGAUAAGUAUUAUUAAGUAUUAUAUGACUUUGAUUAAUAAAUAUUUGAUAAGAUUCA
Messenger RNA from Neocloeon triangulifer, 1220 nucleotides. RefSeq lists its product as uncharacterized. NCBI's taxonomy places the organism in Eukaryota, Metazoa, Arthropoda, Insecta, Ephemeroptera, Baetidae. Bases 114 to 941 code for a protein of 275 amino acids. The record is from RefSeq and is a predicted model, not a curated record. The transcript has 2 exons.